Electrophorus electricus (electric eel) is the source of this 2276-nucleotide messenger RNA. RefSeq names its product cerebellar degeneration-related protein 2-like (gene cdr2l). The record is from RefSeq and is a predicted model, not a curated record. Lineage: Eukaryota; Metazoa; Chordata; Actinopteri; Gymnotiformes; Gymnotidae.
GUGUGUGAGUCGAAUGGGCUGUUGGGAACUCAGCAAAACGGAUGAGGACGCUCAGCACGGGAGUGGUAGACGUAAUGCCGACGUAAAAAUAUUUAGUUGGAUACAAUUUUCUGAACACUAAAAAAUAAUAUAUGCGCUAAAUUUAACCACUUUGGCAAACGCCAGAGAAGUUAUACUUCUUUGUUCCUUUUUUUCCCCCUAAACAAACCACGACAUCGGGAAUUAAGGAAUAGUGAUGCCAGUUUGGCAUUUAGCUCAGUAAAUUUGUCUUAAAUAGUAGCAAAAACAUCCGAUCUACAUUCAUCGCUGUCCCCCGCAUCUAAAGAGCGGCUCUUAGCCUAUUGUUUUGUUGUGCCAUCGCUACUGCGCAUCGCAGUCUUGCAGAAUGUCUUUGCAGUUUUGAGAGCCCUUUAAAAACCUGAGACAUAUUUGACUAAACGAUUCCUUUUAGUGGAACGAGCGACACGUCUCCCCUCUCGCUUCCGGGCGAGUUGCUCCUCCGUGAAGUGACCGAUGCUUCGCGCUAGCAGAAUGGAUGAGUUUGUGACAGAGGAAGAUGAGCCAUGGUACGACCAAAGAGACCUGGAGCAGGAUCUGCAUUUGGCUGCAGAGCUGGGAAAGACCCUGCUGGAGCGAAAUAAAGAGCUGGAGGACUCGCUUCAACAGAUGUACAUCAACAGUGAGGAGCAGGUUCAGGAGAUUGAGUACUUGUCCAAGCAGUUGGAAAUGCUGCGUGAGAUGAACGAGCAGCAUGCUAAAGUGUACGAGCAGUUGGACAUGACUGCGCGUGAGCUGGAGAUCACCAACGAGAAGUUGGUGCUGGAGAGUAAGGCCUCACAGCAGAAAAUAGACAGGUUGACGUGCACCAUGGAGACGCUGCAGGGCCAGGUGGACUCGCUCACGGCUCGGGUGGAGGAGCUGCGCACCUUGGAAGAGCUUCGAGUUCGGAGGGAGAAGAGAGAGAGACGAAAGACCGUACACUCCUUCCCCUGCCUUAAAGAGCUGUGCACUGCCCCCAGUUACGAGGACGGGUUCAUGGUGUCAGACCAGAGCAGCGGCGAACUGCAGCGGCACCGGCCGGCAGACGAGGAGAACGAGCACCUGCGGGCGAUGGUGGCGUCAUUACGGGCGGCCGCGGCAGCGGAGCGUGGGCGGCGGGAGACCGCGGAGAGGGAGUGUGCCACCGUGCUGCAGGAGUUUGAGCGGCUGGAGCAGCGCCUGCUGGGCGCCGAAGGCUGCCAGCGACGUGUGCGCGAGCUGGAGGCCGAGUUGCAGGAGCUGCAACAACUACGCCGCUCCCGUGCCCGCCUGCUGUCCAGUGAGGAUGGCCUGGAGCAGACGUUGCUCAACAGUGCCCCCGAGACAGACACACCGGAGGACGCCGGCACAUCUCCGCAGGAUGCCACGGCCAGCGAGCCGCCCGUACGCAAGAGCUGCAGUGACACGGCCCUGGAUGUGAUCUCAGCGGUAGACGCCUCGGGCAGGCGCAAGGGUAGCUACGCGCUGCACGCCAAUGGCGUCCGUAGGCGCGGCAUGUCCAUCCUGCGUGAGGUGGACGAGCAGUACCAUGCGCUCCUGGAAAAGUACGAAGAGCUGCUGGGCAGAUGCCGGCGCCACGAGGAAGGCCUCCGUCAUGCCGAGGUGCAGACCUCAAGGCCUGUGUCCCGGGAUCCAUCCAUGAAGGAGUGCCGGGUGGCUGAGCCCCAGCGGCCGGCCACCCCGCCCCACACACCGUCCACGCCCGAAGCCAUGGAGGGAAUCAGCCGGCAGGUGGAGGCCGUGGACAAGCGGCUGGGCCAGAAUACGCCCGAGUACAAGGCCCUGUUCAAAGAGAUCUUUUCCCGCCUGCAGAAGACCAAGACCGACAUCAACUCCACCAAAGGGAGGAAAAGUGGGAAAUAACACGAGCUCCUAGACUCCUCUCUCUCGGUCUCCUCUACAUAGUCUCAAUUAUUAAAAGCCCAGAAAGAUGGCAUUUGAGAAGGUUACUUUAUACUCGUGCAUAGCUUAUAGGGUAGAAUGUUAGGAGUGCCAACCUCAGGAAGAACACAGAUGAGGUUUUAGAUCAAAAAAAAAAAAAAAAAAAAGUACUUAUUCACCAUUGGUUUUCUUGAAAUGUAACUCACUGGCAGGGGCCCUGUAUGGAAAACAGAGUACUUCACUACAAUGUUGGUACUUUUCCUCUAACCUGCAUUCAUGCAUCACCACUGUGUAUAACCACAACCUCUAUUCUGUAAUCACUUCUUUCUGAUAUUAAAAGACGCUUUGCUUAUAAA